This is a messenger RNA of Parnassius apollo (apollo), 282 nucleotides long. NCBI's taxonomy places the organism in Eukaryota, Metazoa, Arthropoda, Insecta, Lepidoptera, Papilionidae. The record is from the annotation of a GenBank genome assembly.
AAAUUUACAUGCGUGAUAUCCGGAGACUGCUACAUAUCCUUCGCUGGUGAAUCAAAAUCUCCGGGUGCCACUGCUACAUUGGAGUCAAUUGGGAAUUUGGGACCGAAUGAAAACAGAGUAAUCGCGAAAGAACUAUCCGAUUUUAUGGAAAAAGAAAUAGGUGUACAUCGUGACAGAUUUUUCCUGACUUUCUACGACCUUUCAUCGUAUAAUGUGGCAAAAUGUGGCGUCACUGUUGAAGGAGCUUCGGAAAGUCAAAAUAACACCAAAGAAGUACAAUAA